Molecule: messenger RNA, 1533 nt
Organism: Purpureocillium lilacinum
Lineage: Eukaryota; Fungi; Ascomycota; Sordariomycetes; Hypocreales; Ophiocordycipitaceae
Molecular function (GO): nucleosome binding; histone binding
Source: RefSeq, a predicted model, not a curated record
AUGGCUGCGGCGCUCGACUCGCAGCGCCUGGGCGCCAUCUUCCAGGCCCGCCCCGACAUCCUCGACGGCAUCAAGCGGGCCGCAGACUCCCCGGGCCGAAUUGCCCUCUUCAACGAGAUUGCGAGCCACGUAUACGACCAGCUGCACGACGCGGGCGAACCCGCCCAGAAGCGACGGCGCUUAGACGCCAGCCAGGCCAACGGGGCGAAUGGAGCUGCCACGCCGAUCAAAGGCAACGCGGCUGACGAGGACGUGCUACUGGUGGUCAAGGAGAUCUCCGUCUCUGCGCCCCAGCGGAAAAAGUUUGAACUGUGCCUGACGCCCAACUUUCUCUACGCCCGCGCCCCAGGCACCACGGCCCCUAUUCCGAGCAUCACAUAUGCGUGGACAGACAUUGAGUAUGCUUUUUACCUUCCUGUCCCGGACAAGGCGCAGGUCCAGCACAAUUACGUCUUCUUCCCCAAGGACACGUGCCUGCCAUCCAAGACGAACCCGCCCACGGCUGAGCCCCUGGUAUUCACCGUCCCUGCGACGCCACCCAAGGAGGGCACCAUCGGCGGCAGCGAGGCUGGUCAGGCGGCCGCCGUGUCGGACACGUACCGGUCGCUCUUCCACUGGGCCUUUGGCCGACGGCUCAGGGCUGCGGGCAGCUCCGUCGAGGUCGUGUCCGCGGACCCCAACAAGUUCCACAGCGUGAUCCGGCAGGCGCAGCGGCCCAACGAGCGGGCCGUGCACGUGGCCGGCUUCCGCGGCUCCAAGGACGGCUUCCUCUUCUUCCUCGAGAACGGCAUCCUGUGGGGUUUCAAGAAGCCGCUCAUCUUCAUCCCGCUCAACCGUAUCGCCGCCAUCAGCUACACCAACAUCCUCCAAAUCACCUUCAACAUCGUCGUCGAGGUCUUUUCCAGCGAGGGCGAGGCCGACGAGGAGCUCGAGUUUGGCAUGCUCGAUCAGCAGGACUACGGCGGCAUCGACGACUAUAUCAAGCGUAACCGUCUGCAGGACCGCAGCAUGGCCGAGCAGCGAAAGGGCAAGCUGCAGCUGGCCGAGAACCGCGCCGCGAAGAAGGAGGGCGGUGACGCUGCGGCGGCGGAGAACGGCAUGACGGAGCUCGAGCGCGCGCAGGUCGAGGCCGAGGGGGAACUUCAGGACGACGAGGACGAGGAUGAGGAAGACUACGACCCGGGCAGCGACGGAGAAAGCGAGGGGUCAGGGUCCAGCGACGACGACGAUGAUGACGACGACGACGACGAUGAAGAUGACGAAGAUGAUGAAGGAGACGGAGACGAGGGUGGUGAGGAGGAAGAGGGCGAGGAGGAGGAGCAGCAAGGCGAAGACGCCGAGGAAGAGGAAGAGGAGGAAGAGCAGCCGCCAGAGCCCCCGAAGCCCCAAAAGCCCACCAAAAAGGAAAAGCCAGCACCGCCGGCAGCCGCGUCGCAAGUGCCCGUCCGGCAGGGCUGGGCGACGGUCAGGAACCCGCCCGCGCGGCACGCCGACGACCUGGACAUGGACGAGGAGUUUGACGUGGUGGGGUGA